Chara braunii is the source of this 989-nucleotide messenger RNA. Lineage: Eukaryota; Viridiplantae; Streptophyta; Charophyceae; Charales; Characeae. The record is from the annotation of a GenBank genome assembly.
CUCGCCAGCGAUCGUGCUCCCGGAGCUUCGUCCCUUCGCGCCGCCCCAAUGAGUCAUCAUCGUGUCUCCUACUUCGGCCUCCCCUCCUGCACCCUUUGGCAGUCUGCGCGGGCUCCCACUCUCUCCUACCGUGUUAAGGAGAACAGUGCGCCACUAUUGAGCGAGGAGAAGUGGGACGCGUGGUGGGAGGACUAUGUCGAGCUUGCUUUCUGCCUAUUGGAGAUAGAGUUCCGCUGGUCAGAAGCGGCCCCGUUCGGACAAGGACCGCAGCACCCAGAAGACAGCGUGGAGUCUUUUAUCAUCCAAGCCUGGAGAACGGUGGAGCAGGGCGAUCUGCUGGGAAUUGUGUUCGGGAAGGUGGAGGAAGGUAAUCUCACCUUGAUCACGGAUGAAUUGCUGGUGUUUUUGACUCAGCUGGUGGACGAUCUGCCCCAGAACAUUUUGUCGGGCAGUGACAAGCAGCCUGGCACCCACGUGCUGUCUCGAACACUCGAGCCGCACCUUGUGUGGUCCAUGUGUACGGAGAUUGACGAGGACAACUGUCUCUAUCCCUCCCAGGCGCUCUACUUGGAGAUCGACGUUACCGAUCUCACGUUUUGGGAUCCGAUUGCGAGGCAAAACGCGGCGCAGGAUGAGGAGAUAGGGGGAGCAGACGAAGAGGAGGAAGAAGAAAAGCCAUCGAGCGAAGAACGAGAUGAUCCAGACUACGUACCGAAAAGCGAAGCUGGGAUAGCUGAAGAAUCGAGCCAACCGCGGGAAAAGAACGAAGAGGAGGAAGAGGUGGAACCAGACGAGGAGGAAGAAGAAGGAAACGAGCAAGCGGAGUCGGAGUACGAAGGAUUCGAGGCUGAGGUACAUGACGCGGAUCGAGAACGAGCGCAAGAGCAAAGGAAACGAAAGCGCUAGGGGACCGCGGAGGGAAAACCGACCCCCGACAAAUGUUUCCCCUGUCAAUCCGUCGAUCGGGGACCCGUGGCGUGAUCUGGAGC